UAGCUGAAACAGAUCUGCUUCCUCUUCAGAAAGUCUUUGCAAGGGAUGACCAAUAUCUUCACUGCUAUUGCCAUGGGUGCCAGCAUCAGCUGGUGCCCUCUUUGUGGUUCACUGGCACUGUCAGAGCUCAGAGGAAUCUUCUGCUUUGCUGCCUGUCCUUCAUACAAGGUGAAGGUGUCUGCUGCCUUCCAGCUUGGAAAAUGAGAUAAACAGGGGCUGCAGCAAUGCCCACCUCCUGCAGCACUCCUUGAACCCAGAUCCCACUAAAAUAUCCUGGCCAGGUCCUCAGAACAAAUGUGCAAAACUACCUGAAUUGGUGGGUUUCUCCUGAUUCUAGUAAUAAUGUCACAUCUAAUCCUUCAAACCUUUUCCACCCUGUAGAUCUACUGCUCUUUGGCUUUCAUUCCAAGUACCUGUGCAUCUCUGCAAAGCCCUUUGACGCCUGGUGGCUGUUCUCAGGCUGCUUUCAGUAUCGAUUCUCUUCCAUCGCUGUCAGAUACUACAAGGGGGUGUGUCAAACAGCCUCACCCCUCUGAAGUGAAGGCUGUGUUCUCCUGCUCCACCAAGUUUCCAUCCAGAAAUAUCUUACGAUAAUUGGUGUGGAGAGGCACUGUGUAACAGCUGCCUGGAGGCUGAUUGCUGCUACAUGCACUGUGGCUUUAUAGGAAAUGUGUUGUGCGUAUUUCAGCACACCCACGGUGAUAUCCAGGGUGCAAGAUUGAAGCAGCAAGCUCCUCCUGAGCUGCCUGCUCGGUCUCAGCUGCUGUGCUACAUCAGCUGGUGUGUCUGCCUCCACUGCUGCACUAAAUGCCUUUCAAGAUGCUACAAGAGUUCAUCUCUUCCAGGAAGUACAUCUUAAUGCCUCAGGGAUGAUCUAUUGAAACUCAGCACCUGCUCUGGCCAAGUAUUCCUCUUGUAAAGCCUCACGUCCUGUACCAUGUACCAGCCUGGCUUUGUACCACGGGAGUACUGUCCAACCAUGAUCCCAUCUCCUGCCUAUACCUACCUACCACUGCGCACUGGGAGAGCAGAAGACCCAAGCAGCUCCACGAUGUUCCCUCCCAUCUACAUGCACAACUUCUACAGCCGCCCCGUGACCUUUGUGUUAGACAGAAGCAGCUACCCUGACUAUGUGGGGAGUCAGGUGGAGUAUCACCACUUGUACAGUGCUUCCAACCCCUACUUCCAUCCGUACUACACCUGGCAUUUACCCCCUGUGGUCCCUGUCCCACUGUACAAUCCUUAUGCAAACUACAAUCCCUAUGCUGCCUAUCAGAGGUCAGACCAGUAUCGAGACACGUGGCCAGAGGGCUUCACCAUGAGAGGGGAGCUUCAGUGGGGGAGGCUUGGAAAGGUGUUUGGACCAAGGAAAGACCUCCCAGAAUUUGUUAAGGAUGAUCUCCGGAGGGUUUAUGGCACCUACCCACGGACCAAUGUCUCCAUCACCUACCGGAAGGGGGAGUUCUUAGUCAAAGCAGACCCCAAGGUAGGAGAGCAGGAGUACACAGUGGAGAAAAAUGUCAUCCAGAGAGCUCUGACCCCCAGCGCCAGUGAAGCAGAUGACAGCAGCGAGGACCGGAACAGGAAGAAGAAAAAAAAACAGAGACAUUGAUGUGAUUGGUCUCACAAUAAAUGGAUGCUCCACAGCCCCAGGGAGCCAGCUGGAAAGCAGCUCAAGCAAGGGGUGCCACUGCUCCCCUGGGCUUUUAACUCCUCUGUGUCCUCCACAAGCUUAUGGCAGCUUCACCUGUUUGAUGCACAAUGUCUGUCCUGUGAAGAAACCACCUGGCACUUGUCUAUCAGAUCAGCUCUUUGGUCCUGGUUUUGGAAUGGAUGUUUACUUAUCACUGGUUUGGUUGGGUGGCCACAGGCUGAAAGGGGAUUCCCAGAAAGCAGCCCUUGGUGAGAAGACCCUCUUCCUACACUGUCCAGGGGAAGGUCCUGGGAGCUGGAUCCCUCCCUGGCACUCACCUGAGGAGAUCAAAACUGGAUUUCCUUUAAGAUGAAGGCAGUGCAAGUCUCAGAGGGGAGAGCAGUUCUCUGGCUCCGUGAAGAGUAACUGUCUGCGUAUCAUCACUGCUGUUUUAUGGCUGUACCAUUGCACUUAUGUUGUGAUGCCUGCACACAGCACUUUGCUGCACUCUGGCAGAAGAUCUUGGUGUCCUGAUCCUCUUACACUUGGUAACCUGGUGCUCAUUCCCCCUGGCUGAAGUGGCUGCCUGAGGCUCUCUACUGGGUCUGGCCCAGCUCUGGCUGGGGGUGCUGCCUUGCUGCAGAUAGCAGAGCCCUGUGUCCUGUGGCACCUCCACAGCUGCUGUCCUGGGUCUGAGAAUGACUUGCUUGCAAACUUGUGCCUUUUAAAUGAUUAUAAAUAAACAAUUCAAAAAAUGAA
Molecule: messenger RNA, 2392 nt
Organism: Coturnix japonica (Japanese quail)
Lineage: Eukaryota; Metazoa; Chordata; Aves; Galliformes; Phasianidae
Gene: C8H10orf95
Product: chromosome 8 C10orf95 homolog
Source: RefSeq, a predicted model, not a curated record